Messenger RNA from Conger conger (European conger), 690 nucleotides. RefSeq names its product C1q and TNF related 5 (gene c1qtnf5). Gene Ontology annotation, molecular function: protein binding. Lineage: Eukaryota; Metazoa; Chordata; Actinopteri; Anguilliformes; Congridae. The coding region runs from base 1 to 690 and encodes 229 amino acids. The transcript has 2 exons. The record is from RefSeq and is a predicted model, not a curated record.
AUGAAAGCAGUCCAGCCAUGGCUAUCCUGUAUCAUCUUCAUCCUGCUGAUGAAUCUAUCCAAUCAGCUUGAAGAGAAUAAGAUUGCCAGCCUGUGCUCCGGACAGCCUGGUAUUCCGGGGUCUCCUGGGGGGCACGGCAGCCCUGGGGUGUCCGGUACGGAGGGUGCUACUGGUGACCGGGGUGAUCCAGGAGAGAAAGGGGAGCGGGGGCGACAGGGGGAGUGUGCUGUCCCCCCAAAAUCUGCCUUCAGUGCAAAGAUGUCGGAGGGGCGUAGCAUACCUACUGCGGGCGAAGCAGUGCGCUUUGAUCAUGUACUGCUGAACGAACAGGGCGAUUACGAUGCAGAAACGGGGCGCUUCACCUGCAAAGUGCCCGGUGUGUACUAUUUCACCGUCCACGCCACCGUCUACCGCGCCAGCCUGCAGUUCGACCUGAUGAAGAACAGCCUCACAGCCGCCUCCUACUUCCAGUUUUACGGGAACUGGCCCAAGCCGGCUUCGCUGACCGGGGGCUCUCUCUUGCACCUGGUGCCGGGGGACACGGUCUGGGUGCAGAUGGCCUUAAGUGAAUACAACGGCCUCUACUCCAGCCCCAAAACCGACAGCACUUUCACCGGCUUCCUCCUUUACUCUGACUGGAAGAGCUCAGCUGUGUUUGCUGAACCAGCGGGCCAUAUCACGCAGCUCUGA